AUGUCCCGCGCCGGGAGCGCGGCAGUGCUGGCAGGUGGCCUGGUCCUCGGGGUGGCGUCCGUGGCAUCGUACCUGGUGAAGAGGGCGUACGCUCCCGUGAGCCGCUCCAUCGCCUUCCAGGCCUUCCCCGGGAAGCGAUACCGGCCAGCGGCUGCAGCAGUGGGUGCACCCUCGGGGCAUCUAGAGGUCCUCCCAAGCCAGUACCCUCGGGUGCGGCGGGAUGACACCGAAGAAACCCUGCAUGGCGUCAUCAUCCAGGACCCCUACAGAUGGCUGGAGGACGCUGACUCUCCCGAUGUUGCAGAAUUCGUGGAGGAGCAGAAUGUGCUGACGCAGAGCGUACUGGACCAGUGCACCACCCGCCCCGCCUUCUCCAAGCUGCUUGAGAAACUGAUGGACUACGAAAAGUUUGGGACGCCCUUUAAGAAGGGCCAGCGAUACUACUACACGCAUAAUACCGGCCUGCAGGCCCAGAGCGUAGUGUACAGCCAGUCCUCGCUGGAUGGCGAGCCCGUGGUGCUCAUCGACCCCAACACCCUCAGCGCCGACGGCACGGUCGCGCUCAGCUCCUGGGCCUUCAGCGAGGACGGCUCGACGCUGGCCUACGCCCUCUCCUCCGGCGGCUCCGACUGGCAGACCGUGCACGUGCUGGGGACCGCGCGCGCCGACAACCAGGAGCUGGCCUACCACGUGCUCGGAGAUGACCAGGCGUGGGACGUGACGAUCCUGGCCCUGCCAGAGCACCCCGACUGGAUGAUCGGGUGCGAGGUGAGCGACGAUGGGGGGCGCGCCAUCCUCUCCAUCUCCUCCGGCUGCGAGCCCGUGAACCGCGUCUGGAUCCUGGACCUGAAUGCGGUGGGGCGCAGGGCCGACGGUGCCCUGGACUUUUCCCCCUUUGCGCACGGCGCCGCUGGCAGCCGGGAGCUGCCCCUGAACAAGCUCGUGGACGAGUUCAAGGCGUCGUACGAGUACGUGGGCUCGCGCGGCUCGGAGUGGACCUUCCUGACCAACGCCGGGGCGCCGCGGUAUCGCGUGGUACGCACCGACAUCUCGGCGCCGGCGCCCGCCUGGACCAACGUGGUGCCGCAGCACGAGGCAGACUUGCUGCAGUGGGUCAGGUUACUGGGUGGUGGGAAGCUGGUGUGCAGCUACCUACGCAACGUGCAGGCCCACGUGGAGACCCGCGACUUUGAGACGGGGCGGUGGCUGGCCGACGUGCAGCUGCCUGGCAUCGGCAGCGUCACCGGCUUCUCCGGCGACCACAAGGCCACGGAGGGCGACGUGGCGGCGUCAGACUCUGACAUCACCCUGCAUCGCCGCAUCGCCACCGCCAGCUUCUCCCCUGACGACUUCCAGACCCGCCAGAUCUUUGGCACGUCCAAGGAUGGGACCCGGGUGCCCAUGUUUGUGGUCAGCCGGAAGGGAUUGACCCUGGACGGCACAGCCCCCACCCUGCUGUACGGGUACGGCGGCUUCAACAUCAGCCUGACGCCCUCCUUCUCUGCAUCCCGGCUCGCGUGGAUGCUGGCUUACGGGGGCGUGACAGUGGUCGCCAACCUGCGCGGCGGUGGCGAGUUUGGCACCGGCUGGCGUGACGCGGGGUCCCUGUCGCACAAGCAGAACGUGUUUGACGAUUUCGUGGCCUGCGCGGAGGAACUCGUUGCCCAGCGCUACUGCUCGCCGGCCAGCCUCGUCAUCCAGGGUGGCAGCAACGGCGGCCUCCUGGUGGCUGCCUGCGCCGAGCAGCGGCCAGACCUGUUUGCCGCAGUCCUGGGUCAAGUGGGGGUCAUGGACCUUCUUCGCUUCCACAAGUUCACCAUUGGGCACGCCUGGAUCACCGAUUACGGCAACCCCGACGUGGCCGAGGACUUCAACUGGCUCCUGCCCCUGUCCCCCUUGCACAACGUCGCCCGGCCCAAGGACGACGGCCAGUACCCCGCGUUUUUGCUGACCACCGGCGACCAUGAUGACCGCGUCGUUCCCCUACGCACCCUCAAGCUGGUGGCGACGCUGCAGCACACGCUGGCAGGUGACCUCAACCCCUCCCAGCGCAACCCCUUGCUGACGCGUGUGGAGGUGAGGGCUGGGCACGGCGCCGGCAAGCCCACCGCCAAGGUCAUCGCCGAGGUGUCUGACAUGCUGGCCUUUGCAGCCGGCGUAGUCGGCGCGCCCUGGGUGCACGGCAGCGCCUGA
Auxenochlorella protothecoides is the source of this 2193-nucleotide messenger RNA. Its product is annotated as Prolyl endopeptidase. Bases 1 to 2193 code for a protein of 730 amino acids. Gene Ontology annotation, cellular component: cytosol. Gene Ontology annotation, biological process: proteolysis. The record is from RefSeq and is a predicted model, not a curated record. Gene Ontology annotation, molecular function: serine-type endopeptidase activity; oligopeptidase activity. The transcript is spliced from 13 exons. Lineage: Eukaryota; Viridiplantae; Chlorophyta; Trebouxiophyceae; Chlorellales; Chlorellaceae.